This is a messenger RNA of Drosophila nasuta, 1057 nucleotides long. It is a transcript of the gene Ccm3, whose product is annotated as programmed cell death protein 10 Ccm3. NCBI's taxonomy places the organism in Eukaryota, Metazoa, Arthropoda, Insecta, Diptera, Drosophilidae. Bases 245 to 877 code for a protein of 210 amino acids. Gene Ontology annotation, molecular function: protein kinase binding. Gene Ontology annotation, cellular component: FAR/SIP/STRIPAK complex. The record is from RefSeq and is a predicted model, not a curated record. The transcript has 5 exons. Gene Ontology annotation, biological process: positive regulation of MAP kinase activity; regulation of Golgi organization.
GAUAGGCAAUCAACAACACUACAAGUACUGCAGUGUUGGCAACACUGUGCCCAUUUUGUUGUGAAUUAUUGUUAAUUUUUUAAUCUAAUUUGUGUAGAUCGUGCCCAAUAUCAUCCAAACGCGAGCGAGUUCAGCAUGUGCCAGAUGUUGUUAUAGACGACAGUAACAUAAAUAACAAAGAAACAACGCGCGCGCCCCUCUCCCCCUCAAAAAAAUAAGCAAACGAAACGAAACGUCUUAGAAAAUGACCAUGGGCGAGCGUGAGCCAACUUCGUCUCUCGUUCUGCCCGUUAUACUGAGGCCUAUUUUCACACAGCUCGAGCGACGCGACGUUGGAGCAGCACAGUCGCUGCGCUCAGCGAUACUCAAAUCGGAGCAGAACAAUCCGGGCUUCUGCUAUGACCUCGUUGCGUCGAUCGUGCGACGCGCCGAUCUAAAUGUCAACCUAAAUGAGGCCGUCUUGCGUUUGCAGGGCAACAUUACCGAGGCAGACCUUAAUGAAUAUCGCUUAACACGCACCGAGGAACCGUUCCAGGAGCUGAAUCGCAAGUCGGUGGCCCUUAAAGUGAUACUCAGUCGCAUACCCGAUGAGAUCAAUGAUCGCAAGACCUUCCUCGAGACAAUCAAGGAAAUCGCUAGCGCCAUAAAGAAGCUGCUCGAUGUGGUCAACGAGAUUGGUUCGUUUAUUCCAGGCGUCACUGGGAAACAGGCUGUCGAGCAGCGCAAGAAGGAGUUUGUUAAAUAUUCAAAGAAGUUCAGCACAACGCUGAAGGAAUACUUCAAAGAAGGACAGCCGAAUGCAGUAUUCAUAAGUGCACUUUUUUUAAUAAGGCAAACGAAUCAAAUAAUGCUGACAGUUAAGAGUAAAUGCGAGUAGAAAAUUAAAUGUUUUAAUUAAUGCAAAACUUAGUGGCAUUUUAAUUUUACGUUUAACUAACAAUCUAACAACACACACAACACAAUACAACAAAUACAAGCAAAGAACACAAUAUCCACAAUCUGCAAAGAAACAAAAAUAAAAGAAAACAAACCUGUUGUACUACAAAGAAAAACAAAU